Molecule: messenger RNA, 1499 nt
Organism: Trifolium pratense (red clover)
Lineage: Eukaryota; Viridiplantae; Streptophyta; Magnoliopsida; Fabales; Fabaceae
Product: cytochrome P450 76T24-like
Exons: 2
Coding region: 127-1425 (432 amino acids)
Molecular function (GO): iron ion binding; heme binding; monooxygenase activity
Source: RefSeq, a predicted model, not a curated record
AGAAACACAAAAUCUAGGCUCCCACCAGGUCCUCCAAGUUAUCCUUUAAUAGGAAACAUAUUGCAACUUGGUCCUUCAAAACUUCACCAAUCACUUGCUAAACUUUCCAAAACAUAUGGACCAAUUAUGUCGGUUAAAAUUGGCACUAUUAAAACUGUGGUAAUUUCCUCUCCAAAAAUAGCCAAAGAAGCACUUCAUAAAAAUGACCAAGCUUUAUCUAAUAGAUUGGUACCAGAAUCUGUCCAAGCACUUUCACAUGAUAAAUAUUCCAUAAUUUUCAUGCCUAUUUCACCAAAAUGGAAGACUCUUAGAAAAAUUUGUGCCACUAAGAUAUUCUCUUCUCAACAACUUGAUUCUACUCAAGCACUUCGUUUAAAAAAAUUGAAAGAAUUAGUUGUUUACUUGCACGAAAAUUGUAGAAAAGGUAAAGCAAUUGAUAUUGGUGAGGUUGCAUUUACUAUAUCACUUAACUCAAUAUCAAGCACACUUUUCUCCAUUGACUUGGCAAGUUUUACUUCUAAUUCUUCUCAAAAGUUUAGAGAUGUUAUUUCAUCUAUGUUGAUCGAUGCUUCGAAGCCAAAUAUCGCAGACUAUUAUCCUGUUUUGCGUAGAAUUGAUCCGCAGGGAGCACAACGAAGGAUGAAAAACUAUUACCAGAAAUUGCUUACACUUUUUGAGUCUAUCAUAAAAGAUAGAAGUAAUCGAAUGAAAGAUUUUACGAUGGAAGGAAGUGAUGUGUUAGACUCAAUUCUCGAUAUCAUACAAAAAGAAAAUCCUGAAUUGACACUACAUGAGGUGUUACAUCUAUUUCUGGACUUAUUUGUGGCUGGUACAGACACAACAUCAGCCACGGUUGAAUGGGCAAUGACAGAGUUGCUACAAAACCCAAAUAAAUUGACGAAACUAAGAAAUGAACUUCAACAAGUUAUCAACAAAGAUGAAGAUCCAAAAGACUUAGAUAUCAAUAAGCUUCCUUACCUACAAGCAGUUGUAAAAGAAACCCUAAGGUUGCAUCCACCGGCCCCGAUAUUAGUCCACAAAUCAAUUUCAGAUGUUGACUUAUGUGGCUUCAGAGUACCAAAAGAUACACAAGUUCUUGUGAAUGUGUGGAGCAUGGGAAGAGACUCGAGUAUUUGGACGGAUCCAAAUGUGUUUCUACCUGAAAGAUUUUUAGAAUGUGGAGAGGUUUUUAGAGGAGAAGAUUUCGGGUUCAUUCCAUUUGGAGCUGGUAGGAGAAUGUGUCCAGGUGUUCCAUUUGCGCAUAGGGUUGUGCAUACCAUGCUGGCCACUUUGCUUUACCAUUUUGAUUGGAAGCUACCUGAUGGGGAAAAGAUUGAAGAUAUGGACAUGACUGAAAAAUUUGGGAUUACUUUGCACAAAGUCAAGCCUCUUAUGGCUAUUCCGGUCAAAACCAUGAACAAAUAGAAAUAGUUACACAAUUUUAUGGACAUGCACUCACGGUUUAAAAAUAUUUUACACAAUCAAAUAUAAUCAUAUUG